Tuber melanosporum (Perigord truffle) is the source of this 660-nucleotide messenger RNA. RefSeq lists its product as uncharacterized. The record is from RefSeq and is a predicted model, not a curated record. The transcript has a single exon. Bases 97 to 312 code for a protein of 71 amino acids. NCBI's taxonomy places the organism in Eukaryota, Fungi, Ascomycota, Pezizomycetes, Pezizales, Tuberaceae.
GUACAAGUACCCUAGCACCACCCGCUAGUCCGAGAAAUUGCCAGAUGUCACUCAUGAGCCAAGGAAUCGAUCAUAGAAUUACCAAACUAGGUUUUCAUGUUUCUAUACAGCUGCGAGUGCACGAAUAAGGAGAGUAUAAUUAGUAACUGUGGUCGAGAUCAACCCCAUUCAGAUUGCACCAAAGUCGCGGUCCCCAAUAUCAAGAUAUCAUUGGGCUCCCUUUUCCAAGGAUUCGGUAGAAAGGUAUCUCUCUAUCGUCAUCCAUCAAUCACCUCGACGAAGUACCGCGAUUGUCCCACAAGUUUCAGUUGAGAUUAUGGACGAUUCGCGCAACCCUCGUUCCUCCAACCUGAUCUACCGGUACGAGUCAGGUUCUGUCACCAACACAGGAAGAAACCACGGAACCUAAUUAUUGGGCGAACAAUCUCUACCAAAUUAAUCGACUGAGGCCCAUGUUUCUCUUCGUUUAUCGUUUAGAAACUCCAGUGUGAAGCGACGACCCCUCGGGUCUGAGGCGGGAGGCAAGGCAUCGGCGCGAAAGUUUAUCCUUGGGUUAGGCUACCGGUAGAUAAAAGUAGGUCUAGCAAUUUCGGGGUGAAGGCCGGGCCGCCCACUACCUGUAUAAGUAUAUGAGUACCGUACUCAAGUGCAUUCGCAAGA